AUGUUUUUCAGAAGCAGUUGGAAGCACGCCAAUCUUCCUAAGAUUUUCCUUAGAAGAACUAGCAACGCUUCUGUCAAGAUUCAAAAUUCAAAGUUUUCAGGCUACACUGCCUUAGGUGUUGGUACAAUCGCUGUUGGAUAUUUCAUUGGAAAAACACUCAAUUCACCUGGUCCUACAAAUGAUUCUGCUAGUUCAUCGUUCUUCUUUAAGCGCCAAAACGCUGGCUUAGAAGAUCCUUCAACUACACCAUUAUCUUCAAUAGACCCUCCGGUAUAUGCCAAUGAAAAACAAUUCAAAGAAGGUUUAAAUAAAAUCAUUGCAAUUGUGGGAAAACAAAACGUUCAAGAUGACAAGGCGGUUCGCGAUUCCCACAACGAUUCUCAUUUCUCAAGUCACCAUCCACCAGAUCCCACAAAGCAAAGACCCGAAGUUGUUAUUACCCCAUCAUCUACAGAACAAGUGUCCAAGAUUAUGAAAAUAGCUCACGAGUAUAGAAUACCCAUUGUUGCAAGUUCUGGUUUAACCUCAUUGGAGGGACAGAAUAUCCACACCAGAGGUCCUUACAGUAUAUCACUUUCCUUCUCAAAGAUGGACAAGAUUCUCGCUUUUCAUCCUGACGAUAUGGAUGUGGUGGUUCAGCCUGGUGUUGGAUGGCAGGAGUUGGACGAUUUUCUAAAAGAUGACCCGAAAGGCAAGAACUUACUUUUUGGUCCUGAUCCAGGCAUUGGAGCAAACAUUGGAGGUAUGGUUGGUACCAGUGCCAGCGGAACCAAUGCCUUCAAGUAUGGAACAAUGAAGGAAAGUGUUGUCAAUCUCACUGUUGUGUUGGCAGACGGAACUGUGAUCAAGACAAGACAAAGACCAAGAAAGUCAAGUGCUGGAUAUGAUUUGACAAGGUUGUUUAUCGGAACUGAAGGUACGGCAGGUGUUGUUACUGAAAUCACCUUGAAGUUGCAUAUACGUCCAAAGGUGGAAUAUAUCACUGUUGUUGCUUUCCCCACGAUCAAAGAUGCCGCAGCUGCAGCACAGACCAUUAUCUCAAGAGGCAUUCAACCAAAUGCAAUGGAGCUUUUGAACGAUACAAUGAUGGCAUGGGUCAAUGGAACCUCUUCAGGAAAGAAAUGGUUGGAAAAGCCCACAUUGUUUUUCAAAUUGGGUGGUCCCUCUGAUCAAGCUAUUGAUGAACAGUACAAAGUCGUCAAUGAAAUUGCUUUCCAAAACAAAGCCCUCAAGAUUCAAAAAAGUACAAAUCCCGAGGAGAAUGCCGAAUUGUGGGCAGCUAGGAGAAAUGGGCUUUGGUCAACUUAUGAGUAUGGUGCUAAGGUAUUGAAGGACCCUAACGACGUUCAGCUCUGGACAACUGAUGUGGCAGUACCAGUUUCCAAACUAGCUGAUGUUAUUAGUGAAAUUAAUGAUGAUUUGGUUGCAGAUGGUUUCGAAGGAAAAUUCUCGGUAUUAGGUCAUGUAGGAGACGGUAAUUGUCACUUUCUUAUUCUUUACAACUCACCAGACUAUGGUAGAGUUCAAGCUGGUGUUGAUCAAAUGGUGCGCCGUGCAUUGAAUUACGAAGGUACAUGUACUGGAGAACACGGUGUUGGUGUUGGAAAAAGACAAUAUAUAAUUGACGAGCUAGGUCAAUCAACUAUUGAUGCAAUGAGACAGAUUAAGCUAGCUUUAGAUCCAAGAAGAAUAUUGAACCCAGACAAGGUAUUUAAAAUUGAUCCAAAUGAUGAUUUAGAUGAGCAAUUGAGCACAGGUCAAAUUAUUGAGAAGCAUGAGUGCAAAUUGAACCAUUAA
Molecule: messenger RNA, 1797 nt
Organism: Lodderomyces oxycetoniae
Lineage: Eukaryota; Fungi; Ascomycota; Pichiomycetes; Serinales; Debaryomycetaceae
Product: FAD-binding oxidoreductase
Exons: 1
Coding region: 1-1797 (598 amino acids)
Biological process (GO): lactate catabolic process
Cellular component (GO): mitochondrion
Molecular function (GO): FAD binding; D-lactate dehydrogenase (cytochrome) activity; D-lactate dehydrogenase (NAD+) activity
Source: RefSeq, a predicted model, not a curated record